AUGGCUUCGCUCGACGGAAACUGGGAGGCUGAUAAGCUCAACCAUGUCUCUCUGUCCCAGAACGUCGCUCUCGUGCAUUUCGUGCAUCUCGUUGCAUAUCCCGACAAGGAAAACAUGAGCGACGAGGGAGGCAUGCAACCACGAGGCUCCCUUACCAGGUCCAUCUUUGCAGGCGAAAUGGAAGCUUCCUCGACCGAACCUAUUCGUCGGGUUUCCGAAAUUAGCGAAAACUGGGAUACAGACGCCUUCCAGGAGGAGGAUCUCGCCGGCGCGGUUGAAGUCCUCCAUCUCUGCACGCUUCGCAACGACAACAACGAGGGAGACGAAAAUGGCGAACCGCCCACUAACCACUGGACCAUUUCUCUCCAAACCUCACCAACCUCAUGCGUGACACUGGACAUGGCUCCUGGCUACGGCAGCGAGGGUAUCCGUGGCAAGAUCGAGCUCGCGUCCCUGCCAGCCCAGCCCUAUAAUACCGACGAAACCCUAAGGACCUUCUCCUUUCGGCCGGCCCGCACUAUCACCGUCGCGGACAUCAUCCAGUCAAUCAACGGAAAGGGCAGGGAUGCGUUUAACUUCUCACCUGAAUGGGAGGGCUGCCGCGCCUGGCUGGCCAUCGUGAUGGGCGACCUGGAGAAGGAGGGAAUCGUCAGCCAGGGAUCUGCCGCAGAAGCCAAGGAUGCUCUCCUAAUGUACUGGAGAAACCCCGAGGGCUUUGAGCCGAGAGUUAUGAGGGAGGGCAACUUCAGAAGCAGUUUCAGGGAGCUGGGAAGGGGGGCCGGGUACAUUGGCGGAACUUAAAAUUGGGCAUGUACCGUUACUGACGGCGGG
Gaeumannomyces tritici R3-111a-1 is the source of this 831-nucleotide messenger RNA. RefSeq lists its product as hypothetical. Bases 1 to 801 code for a protein of 266 amino acids. The transcript has a single exon. The record is from RefSeq and is a predicted model, not a curated record. NCBI's taxonomy places the organism in Eukaryota, Fungi, Ascomycota, Sordariomycetes, Magnaporthales, Magnaporthaceae.